Molecule: messenger RNA, 249 nt
Organism: Fusarium falciforme
Lineage: Eukaryota; Fungi; Ascomycota; Sordariomycetes; Hypocreales; Nectriaceae
Exons: 2
Coding region: 1-249 (82 amino acids)
Source: RefSeq, a predicted model, not a curated record
AUGAAGUUCACCAUCGUCGCCUCUGCCCUCGCCAUGGCUGUCUCUGCUUGUGCCACUGGCACCGGCGGCGGCCAGGCUGGUGGCUCUUGCAACGCCAACACCAAGCAGGUCUGCUGCAACGGCCUUCUCAACUGCGCUGUCCAGGUCCUCGGCAAGAACUGCGACGGCAGUGCCUACUGCUGCAAGACUGACGCCCCUGUCGGCGCUCUUGUCAACGUUGCCCUUCUCAACUGUGUCGACCUUCUGUAG